AAGUCAAAUUGGAUUGGAACAAACCCCUCCCCCUUUUUAUUUUGUUCUUUUCCCCAGAAACCAAACUUCAAAACUAGAGACGGAGUUUGCCUGAGAAGUGAGGUAGGAUCGAAAAUGGCGUUUAGAUUAUCUCGACCAUGCACUCAAAGUCUAACAACCACCUCCAUUUCCCAACGGUUGCUCCUCCAUUUCUCCUCCCUCCGUUUCUUCUCAUCUCCUUCCCUCAACCUCCCCAAACUCGAACCCUCAAAUGAAGCUGAGACCCUUACCCAAAUCCUCCUCACCCAGCACAACCCUUUCCACUGCAUGGAAUCCUCCAUCCAACUCUUCCAUGGCAUCUCCCUCACUCCUUUCCUUCUACACCAGACUCUUCUCCGUCUCCAACACUCUUCCAAAAUUGCCCUCUCCUUCUUCCUCUAUUCUAAAUCCCUCCCUCCUUCUCCCUCUUCCCUCCUCUCCACCGCCUCCUACAACCUCAUCAUCGACAUACUCGGCAAAGUUCGCCAAUUCGACGUCGUUUGGCAGCUCAUUCUCGAAAUGGAUCAAUUAAACAUUUCUUCCGAUUCCUCUACUUUCAUGAUUUUGAUCCGUCGCUUAAUCGCUGCAGGCCUAACCCGUCAAGCCAUUCGCGCCUACGAUGAUAUGGGAUGUUUCGUUGCUGCUGACAACGACACUGACAGCUUUAGUCAAAAUGGUUCGUUUUGCUUCUGUUUCUUGCUCGACACACUCUGUAAAUACGGCUACGUGAAGGUGGCUGUUGAGAUUUUUAACAAAAGGAAAUCUGGGUUUCGGGUUGAUUCAAAAAUGUAUACAAUCCUAAUAAGUGGGUGGUGCAAGAUUGGCAGAAUCGAUAAGGCAGAGAGGUUUUUAACGGAGAUGAUCGAAAGAGGAAUGGAACCCAAUGUUGUCACUUAUAAUGUGAUGCUAAACGGGAUUUGUAGAAGAGCAAGUUUACAUCCUGAUGAGAGGUUUGACAGAACAAUAAGGAAUGCCGAGAAAUUGUUCAACGAAAUGCGCCAACGAGGGAUUGAGCCUGAUGUAACCAGCUUUUCAAUCGUUUUACAUGUAUAUAGCAGGGCGCAUAAGCCUGAGUUAACACUUGAUAAGUUGAAGUAUAUGAAGGAGAAAGGUAUUUGCCCCAGUGUGGCUACUUAUACUUCAGCUAUCAAGUGUCUUUGCUCCUGCGGGAGGCUCGAGGAGGCUGAGAAGCUGCUUGGUGAGAUGGUGAGUAAUAGGGUUAGUCCUUCAGCUGCAACUUAUAAUUGUUUCUUCAAGGAGUACAGAGGGAGGAAGGACAUCAAUGGUGCCUUGAAUUUGUAUAGGAAGAUGAAGGAGGAUAAAUCAUGUGGGUUGAGUUUGCAUACAUACAACAUCUUACUGGGGAUGUUCAUGAUGUUGGAUAGAAUCGAUAUUGUCCAAGAAAUUUGGAAUGAUCUCAAAGGGAGUACAGCAGGACCUGAUUUGGAUUCAUAUACAUUGUUGAUCAAUGGUUUAUGUGAUAAACAGAAAUGGAGAGAAGCAUGCCAGCUCUUUGUGGAGAUGAUAGAGAAGGGUUUGCUUCCUCAAAAAGUAACUUUUGAGACACUGUACAAAGGUUUGAUACAGUCUAAUAUGUUGAGGACAUGGAGGAGAUUGAAGAAGAAACUUGAUGAGGAGUCUAUAACCUUUGGUUCUGAGUUUCAAAAUUAUGAUUUCAAGCCAUAUAGGAGAUAGUUCACUAUUGUUUUUUUGUUUUCUUGUGCAUUGCUAUGUUUAUUGCUUUUGCCUAAUUAUAAGGUUCAUAAAUUUCACUUAUUUGAUAAUAAAUAGGAACAUGGCCCCAAAAUGGUUCACCCACUUGUUUACAGCAAGGUUUGUGUUCAAUUUCAACACUUGCAAAUUUCUCUUCUUCAUUUUUUCUUAGACUUUGACCUCUUAUGUAUCAAAAAAAAUUGA
Molecule: messenger RNA, 1935 nt
Organism: Durio zibethinus
Lineage: Eukaryota; Viridiplantae; Streptophyta; Magnoliopsida; Malvales; Malvaceae
Product: pentatricopeptide repeat-containing protein At2g13420, mitochondrial-like
Molecular function (GO): protein binding
Source: RefSeq, a predicted model, not a curated record